Messenger RNA from Striga hermonthica, 1075 nucleotides. The record is from the annotation of a GenBank genome assembly. NCBI's taxonomy places the organism in Eukaryota, Viridiplantae, Streptophyta, Magnoliopsida, Lamiales, Orobanchaceae.
ACAGCCGCCUCACUAUCGACCCUGCUGGCCAAUUGCUGAUGCUCGGUCGUGCGCCAGCCGUGGCUGGGUUUGGCCCCGUGCGCCGCGUGUCAGUGUAUCGCAUAUCCGCCCGUCGCCUUCGCGUGGCGACUAGAUGGUCUUCUCUUCGGCAGGCCACCUCCAUGGCGUUAUGCAUCGUGUCCGGCCGUUCCAGUCGGACUUCUGCGGCUAGAUCGAAUCUCAGUCCAGCUACGAAGGCCCCUACUAGCGCAUCUUCAGACCAAUCUCGCACGCGACAGGCCAGUCGUUCAAACUCCUUGAUGUAUUCACGCAAAUUGCCUCUCCCUAAAAUCUCACAUGUUCAAAACUCUUCGGCGCCUCGCUUGUCCGCGUCGCACGCGUCCUCCGCGCACGCGCGCGCUAUCGCGCACGCCUUACGUGUGCCACCCUCCUCUUGCACGCGUGCGCCCAGUGCCUCGCCUAGUCCCGUGCGGACUAGGUCUCUGUUCGCGUCAUCGCCACUCGUGCUCCCAGCGCGCCCCGCACGUCCAUCGCCUGCUGCUCCGCGCGUACCGCCAACACCCUCACCAUCGCCCGCUACGCCUAUGCCCUCACGGAUUAGGUGUCCGCCCAAAUCGCUGGUACUCGCGCGCCCAGCGCUCUCCGCGUCCUCGCCGCCCAGGCCCCGCGCGUCCCGGCCACCGUCCGCGCUCCAAUCGCCUAUGGCGCACCCUGCCGCGUCCGCUGCGUUGCACGCCGUGAUGCCACCGAACGCCAACGCGUCCCAGUCGACGUCCGCGGCCUGCUCGCACCCGCGUACGCCCGUCGUCGUGUUCGUUACCCUAUCGCGUGCAUCACGGCCCGAUGCGCGCCCCACGCCCGAUAGCCGAUCCUCCUCGACCCCUUUGCCAACCGACUCCGUUGGCUCGCCCGGUGGCCAUGGGUCCCAUCCGUCCAACCCAAUACAAUCACCAGCUCGCCAAAUCCAACCAUCCUUCAUUCUACUCUUACCUCCCUUUCGAACCACCAUCUUGCGAACUCGCCUUUUCCUCGCACACGGCUUGCACCAACACUUCUCCUCUUUUGUCUUCGCCUU